Molecule: messenger RNA, 1282 nt
Organism: Cokeromyces recurvatus
Lineage: Eukaryota; Fungi; Mucoromycota; Mucoromycetes; Mucorales; Mucoraceae
Exons: 5
Coding region: 187-1161 (324 amino acids)
Molecular function (GO): protein binding
Source: RefSeq, a predicted model, not a curated record
CACAAGUUUUCAAUCAAUAAAAAAUAAUAUGCCUUUGAUUAGAUCCUAAUUAUUUUUUCUCCUUUUUCCCCCUACUCUUAAACUUGCAUAUAUAAAUAUACUCUCCUUUCCUCUAUAUAAAUAUAUACAAAUACACGUAUACAUUAUAUACCAAUUCCCCUUUCCUUUCCUUUAAACUAAGAAUUCAUGCUUAAAAAACUAUCCUUUCAUUUACACAAAUCACAACCACAAAAGCAUGAGCAAUUGAAUCGAGAUUCUUUAAUUGAUCCCGAGGUUUCAGGCCGUUAUGUUACAAUGAACACAGAUUAUACUCGAGAUGCAUUUAUUGAGCCAAAUGUUUCUACAAUAGUAGUAAAGCCAGUAAGCCAAAUAAUGGAUAUGCAUUCAUAUCAAUUUUCUGAAGAAAAUUAUGGACAUUAUCAUUCAAAUACUAUUCGAAGUUACACAGAACAAGAUGAUAGUAAUUUAAAACCUCCUCCAUUAACAAUUGAUCAUUUUAAUAAUGAACCAGCAUCUUCUGGAAUGAGAAAUUCACACAAUUUUCCCUCACCUGCUUCCAUUCCAUCUCCACUUACCCCGCAAUUUGAAGAUAAGAUGAGUAGUACUAAAUCCGUUUCAGAGAGUGAAAUAGAGAUAUUAAUACAAGAAGGAAUUACUUUUCAUGAAAAAGGUCAACUUGAGAAAGCAACCCAAUUGUUUCGUAUUGGUGCUGAGAAGGGAAAUCCAAUUGGCAUGUUUCUUUACGGUGUCUCAUUAAGGCAUGGUUGGGGAUGUAAAAAGAAUGAACAUAUUGCCUUUCAGUAUCUUCAAAAGGCUGCUGAACAUGCAGUAGAAGAUCUAGCAAACAUUACAAAUACAGUCAAUACAUCCGCUUCUAAACAUGAACUCAUUAUGGCUAUUUAUGAGUUAGGAGUUUCUCUUAGACAUGGAUGGGGCUGUAAAAAGAAUAAAGAAUCUGCUGUUCAAUUUUUCAAAAUAGCUGCCGAUUUAGGUGAUCCUGAUGCACAAAAUGACUUGGGACAUUGUUAUUAUCAUGGACAAGGCGUUAAAAAGGACUUAUAUUUAGCUGCUAAAUAUUAUCGCAAAGCUGAUAAACAGGGUCAGGGUAUUAUGGGCAACUCUUGGAUUUGGAAGCCUAAAUAUGAUAAACCUCCAAAAUGAAAUUACACGUGACUUAACGUAUUUUUUAUAUAAAUGUUAUAAUUCUUCCUUUUUUCAUAAAAUUUAUUAAUUGAAACUCGUUGUCAACAGCGAAUUCAUAGUUUUUUUUUUAAAAAAAAAA